Molecule: messenger RNA, 444 nt
Organism: Apiotrichum porosum
Lineage: Eukaryota; Fungi; Basidiomycota; Tremellomycetes; Trichosporonales; Trichosporonaceae
Gene: UBC4
Product: Ubiquitin-conjugating enzyme E2 4
Exons: 7
Coding region: 1-444 (147 amino acids)
Biological process (GO): protein polyubiquitination; ubiquitin-dependent protein catabolic process
Cellular component (GO): nucleus
Molecular function (GO): ubiquitin conjugating enzyme activity
Source: RefSeq, a predicted model, not a curated record
AUGGCUCUCAAGCGCAUUAACAAGGAACUCAUCGACCUUGGCCGCGACCCGCCCAGCUCGUGCUCGGCCGGUCCUAUCGGCGACAACCUCUUCCAGUGGCAGGCGACGAUCAUGGGUCCUUCUGACUCGCCUUACUCGGGCGGUGUCUUCUUCCUCUCCCUCACCUUCCCCACCGACUACCCCUUCAAGCCCCCUAAGGUGUCGUUCACCACCAAGAUCUACCACCCGAACAUCAACGCCAACGGCUCCAUCUGCCUGGACAUUCUGCGAGACCAGUGGAGCCCUGCUCUGACCAUCUCAAAGGUCCUCCUGUCGAUCUGCUCGAUGCUCACCGACCCCAACCCCGACGACCCCCUCGUCCCCGAGAUUGCCCACACCUACAAGACUGACAGGGCGCGCUACGAGGCCACCGCUAGGGAAUGGACCAGGAAGUACGCGACGUGA